CGAACGCGGGGUGUGGCUUUCCCGGCCCGGGCGCAAUGAGGCGGCUGCCCGCUGGGUGGCGCCGAUUUCCCGGGGAGGUCCUUUCUGGGCCCCCGGCGGAGGUGGGGGAGAGGCGGGCAGGCACCGAGCGAGGCCAGGGAGCCCUCUGCGUCAGCCACUGCUCGCUGCGCCGCGCCAGUACCAGCCAGGACUCAUCCGCAGCUCCAUGCUUGUACCGGGUUCGACUCGUCCAUCCUCCGAGAAGAGGCAGCCCAUGAGGCUCCCAGUACCCACUGAGUGCCACCCUGAAGGAUGUCCCAGCUCUCCUCCACCCUGAAGCGCUAUACAGAAUCGUCCCGCUACACAGAUGCCCCUUAUGCCAAAUCGGGCUAUGGCACCUACACCCCCUCUUCCUAUGGGGCCAACCUGGCCGCCUCCUUCCUGGAGAAGGAAAAACUUGGUUUCAAGCCGGUCUCCCCCACCAGUUUCCUCCCACGACCCCGAACCUAUGGCCCCUCCUCCAUCCUGGACUAUGACAGGGGCCGCCCCCUGCUGAGACCUGACAUCAUUGGGGGUAGUAAGCGGGCUGAGAGCCAGACCCGGGGCAACGAAAGGCCUUCAGGCAGUGGACUCAACGGAGGCAGUGGAUUCCCAUAUGGAGUGACCAGCAACUCACUCAGCUACCUGCCCAUGAAUGCCCGAGACCAGGGGGUGACCCUGAGCCAGAAGAAAUCGAACAGCCAAUCAGACCUGGCCCGGGAUUUCUCCAGCCUCCGGACCUCAGAUAGCUACCGGACUUCAGAUGGCUACCGGACCUCAGAUGGCUACCGGAUAGACCCUGGGAACUUGGGCCGCAGCCCCAUGCUGGCCCGCACUCGUAAAGAGCUCUGUGCCCUGCAGGGCCUCUACCAAGCAGCCAGCCGCUCUGAGUACCUAACUGACUACCUGGAGAACUAUGGUCGCAAGGGCAGUGCGCCACAGGUGCUCACACAAGCCCCUCCCUCCCGAGUCCCUGAAGUCCUCAGUCCCACCUACCGACCAAGUGGCCGCUAUACACUGUGGGAGAAGGGCAAGGGCCAGGCUUCUGGGCCCAGCCGCUCCAGUUCCCCAGGGCGAGACACCAUGAAUUCAAAGAGUGCCCAGGGUCUGGCUGGUCUUCGAAACCUUGGGAACACGUGCUUCAUGAACUCAAUUCUUCAGUGCCUGAGCAACACCCGAGAGUUGAGAGAUUACUGCCUUCAAAGGCUAUACAUGCGGGACCUGGGCCACACCAGCAGUGCACACACAGCCCUCAUGGAAGAAUUUGCAAAACUAAUCCAGACCAUAUGGACAUCAUCCCCCAAUGAUGUGGUGAGCCCAUCUGAGUUCAAGACCCAGAUUCAGAGAUAUGCACCACGCUUUGUUGGCUAUAAUCAGCAGGAUGCUCAAGAGUUCCUUCGGUUCCUUCUGGACGGGCUCCACAAUGAGGUGAACCGGGUGACUGUGAGGCCCAAGCCCAACCCUGAGAACCUUGAUCACCUCCCUGAUGAUGAAAAAGGGCGACAGAUGUGGAGGAAGUAUCUAGAGAGGGAAGACAGUCGGAUUGGGGAUCUCUUCGUUGGGCAGCUAAAGAGCUCCCUGACGUGCACCGACUGUGGCUAUUGCUCUACUGUCUUCGAUCCCUUCUGGGACCUCUCGUUGCCCAUUGCAAAGAGAGGCUAUCCUGAGGUAACAUUAAUGGAUUGCAUGAGGCUCUUCACCAAAGAGGAUGUGCUGGAUGGGGACGAAAAGCCAACAUGCUGCCGCUGCCGAGCCAGAAAACGAUGUAUAAAGAAAUUCUCCGUGCAGAGGUUCCCAAAGAUCUUGGUGCUCCACCUGAAGCGGUUCUCAGAAUCCAGGAUACGAACCAGCAAGCUCACAACAUUUGUGAAUUUUCCACUAAGAGACCUGGACUUGAGAGAAUUUGCUUCAGAAAACACCAACCAUGCUGUUUACAACCUUUACGCUGUGUCCAAUCACUCCGGAACCACCAUGGGAGGCCAUUAUACAGCCUACUGUCGAAGUCCAGUAACGGGCGAAUGGCACACUUUCAAUGACUCCAGUGUCACACCCAUGUCCUCCAGCCAAGUGCGCACCAGCGACGCCUAUUUGCUCUUCUAUGAACUGGCCAGUCCACCCUCCCGUAUGUAGCAUUGAGGAGCUACAGCCCUUCCCUCUUCCCUGUGGCAGCCCCGCGUCCUAAGUUUUUUAAAAAUUCAGAAAAAAAACACAAAAAAAAAAAACAACAAAAUCCUGACAAGUAAGAGAAAAAUAAAGUAAAAUAAAGCUGCCGAGCAGAAGUUGAAACGGCCUGGUCGGGGUCUGGAGCAAGGAGCCCGGUGCCCCUGAGCCACGGCCCGUCAGGGGAGACGGACUGAUGCAGAGACAAGUCAGCAGCGUUCCUCAGCUCCUCGGCUUCUCUUGUUUGCAUUUUUAAGCUUGUGGUUUUUCCUGUGUGUAAUAAACAACAGUGGUCCGUGGGGAGAAGAUAGAUCCUCAGUCCACCUGCUGCCCUCUCCUGCCCUACACCUUCUGGGAGGACAGCGCCCUCUGGAGCCUGCUGGGAGCAUCGCUACUGGAUGGAGCUAGGGAGGAGCCUGCACGGAGUCCCCCACCCUGGACCUGCUCACCAGCCCAGAAAGGAAACACCCAUGAGCCAAGAGCCCUCUUAAAGCUGCUAAGUCCAGGGGUACAGAUGAGGGGGACAUCUUUGAAAAAAGCUGGUUUGGGUUUUCAAAAGCCCACUUUUUUUAAAAAAAAUUAACUGUAACGAACAUGUUCCGACUGGAGAUGCUGUCCUUCACACCUCUUCUCAGCUGGGACAUUGGGCUGGCCCUCUGGUUUUUUUUUUUUGUUUUGUUUUGUUUUUUUUGUUUUUGUUUUUUUUUUUUUGUUUUUGUUUUUGUUUUGUUUUGUUUUUGAGUUUGUUUUCUCUCUCCCUCCCCCCCCUCCAAAUACAAUUUCCCUAAUGGAACACCACAUUUCCCUGUGGUGUUAGGUGUCGGCCAGGCCCAAGAAUAGUCACAGUAGACCUGAGAUCUAAAUAAGUUUUCUGUUUUGAAGGUUUUUUUUUUUUAAUUACUUUCUUUUUUCUUUUUCUUUUUUAAUGUUUUGGAUGGAAUCUAGUUGCCUCCAAGAAUUGUGCCUUAAUAGCAUUUGGGGACCAGGGGGUAACUUCCCCUUCCUGAGAUAUCCCUCACCUGUUUCCCUUUAUCCCAAUGCCAUGUUCAAAGCCUCCUGGGGAAAUGAGGUGCUGCCUUUAGCCCCUGGCUAGUUGUGCAUUGCAGUGGGGUUAAGAGGGAAGUGGAUAAAGGAUGUUUAAGAUAGUGUAUCAAGUUCUUCCUGUCGUCCUCUCUCCUACCCUUGGUCUACUCCCCAGCUGUUUGAAGGACAGCACAGGCCCCUUGUCCCUAGAGCUUCGCCUUUAAUUUAUUCUCUUCCUAAUGCCCCUGUACCCCAAGCUUCCUGCCACCUGUCCCUUUCUCAGAGUCUCCUGGACAAAGGCCCUCUGGACUGAGCUUCUCAGGGACACCCAUGCCACCCUUUACCCCUCUUGGCAUCAGUCUUUGGUCCUGCCCUGGGAGCUUGAGCCUGGAUGUCUGGGGAUGUCUUGUAUGAUUCUUUCCCAUGGACUUGAUUUGGCCCUCAGUCAUUAGGCAAAACUCCAUGCUGUCCCAAGAGCCAAGCUAUUCAGCACUAAGGCAUUUUGCACACCCCCACAGGUGGGCCUGGCUUAUGCCCUCAGAACCUGGAGUGCUUGAGUGUUCCCAGGAUGAGGCACUGGAGAAAGACACCCUGAGUUUACCUGGCCUGAUACCCUUCUCUGGGGAAGACUGUGAACCUGAGCCCAAGGGCUGGUGUACACUUGUUUACUAUGUAAGCAAGAGUAGAAUGUCUAAUUACAGUGGAGCCUUGUACAGAAUAAAUAGUAGCUUUGAGAAAGAA
Molecule: messenger RNA, 3942 nt
Organism: Phodopus roborovskii (desert hamster)
Lineage: Eukaryota; Metazoa; Chordata; Mammalia; Rodentia; Cricetidae
Gene: Usp2
Product: ubiquitin specific peptidase 2
Exons: 13
Coding region: 292-2148 (618 amino acids)
Biological process (GO): protein deubiquitination
Cellular component (GO): cytoplasm
Molecular function (GO): cysteine-type deubiquitinase activity
Source: RefSeq, a predicted model, not a curated record